CCCGCACUCCUCUUCUCCUCAUCACAAUUCACAAGCCUAGCAGCUAUUGACAGAGAUCAUCUUCACUUGGUAAGUUGAGCUGGUGAAUUAGGAGAGCAGGGGUCGUGUAGUAGAGAUCUCAAUUGGAUGGCGUCCAUGUCGAUGAACUCGUCGAUGCCGCAGUGGACGGCGAAGCAGAACAAGCAGUUCGAGCAGGCGCUGGCGGUGUACGACAAGGAGACGCCGGACCGGUGGCACAACAUCGCGCGCUCCGUGGGGGGCAAGACGGCCGACGAGGUCAAGCGCUACUACGAGCUGCUCGUCCGGGACGUCAAGCACAUCGAGGCCGGCAAGGUGCCCUUCCCGGCCUACAGAUGCCCCCCCGCCGGCGCCAUGGCCGACUACGAGGCCGACAGGUUGAGGCACCUAAAGAUCUAGUGGCACAUGGAUGUACGAACACCGCGUGGUGCAUGCAUGUGGCUGCGCAGGAAGCAAUGGUGAGUAAUUAAGUGACCAGGAGCAUGCGUCGAUCCGAUCAUGCAUGUAAAUACAGUAAUUACACUAUACUCAUCAAUCCAUCUCCUAUCUCUAUUCUCUAGUACUGCCGGUCCCAUGAUCUGUGUAACUGUAAGGCUGUAAGCUCGUGUAUAUGUGUCGUGAAAUGAUCAAUAUUAUCGUUCCCGGUUGUCA
This is a messenger RNA of Brachypodium distachyon (stiff brome), 669 nucleotides long. RefSeq names its product protein RADIALIS-like 4. The coding region runs from base 127 to 417 and encodes 96 amino acids. Gene Ontology annotation, molecular function: DNA-binding transcription factor activity. The record is from RefSeq and is a predicted model, not a curated record. NCBI's taxonomy places the organism in Eukaryota, Viridiplantae, Streptophyta, Magnoliopsida, Poales, Poaceae. The transcript is spliced from 2 exons.